Lachancea fermentati is the source of this 654-nucleotide messenger RNA. NCBI's taxonomy places the organism in Eukaryota, Fungi, Ascomycota, Saccharomycetes, Saccharomycetales, Saccharomycetaceae. The record is from the annotation of a GenBank genome assembly.
AUGAUUUCAACGCUUACUAGAAGACUUUUGAGGGACUGGAAACGCAUAUCACAUCAGGAAGGAUAUCAAUAUCAUGUGAAGCCACAAGAUUCAAAUUUACACGUUUGGCAUGUUGUGCUCACAAGCGUGGGACAAGGUUACGAAACAGAAAUUUACGCGAUGUUAUACAUAGGAAGCAGUGAUGUUGAACCUAUUAUUGUUUUGCACUGCCUCACUCCCAAUGGAACCUUUCCUCCCAACAGGAACGUCAGCUUGACUCACUUAUCACCACUGCUUGUAAGCGCGGGGCUCACGGGACUACUAGAUCACCUUCAGAACUUGACGUCUCACACACUCAAAGUGAAUCCCAAACUAAUGAAGGCUUGGAAUAGAAUCAUGAUUAAGGAUUUCCAAUCUUACUUUCCAGAGCUUUGCUCUGAUUAUAGCGUUAAUGAUGAGGAUUACGUAUUGGUUCAGCAAUGGCUGAAUCGAAAUUCUGAGCGUCAACUUAAGCCCGCUUCUUUCAGGUUUAAAGAUAUAUCACAGGCGACCACCAUAGCUUGUGAUAACGAUGGCAGGGAUACAAAGAGACAGCGCACGGGGCAAAACGCACAACAACCUACAAAAUGCGACCAUUCGGCGGAUUACGAAUUGCAUAGAAAGAAGAGAUUAUGA